AUGCUACAAUAUGGGUUUUUAUGCUUAUUCAUCAUACCAUAUUCAUUAUUAAAUGCGCAAACCGAAAUUCCGGCUCAGGUUGUUACUCUAUUAGAUAAGAAAUCAUAUGUUGAAUAUAAAUUUAUUGAAUGGAAUUACUCAGUUGAUGGACCACAAUUGAUCUUGCCAAUACGUUUUCGUACUCGAUCAAUCAAUGGACAUCUGAUAACAUUAUCAGCACAAGGAAUUGAUGAUGACAGCAUAUUCAUUCUCUCUACAUAUAUUGAUAAUGCAGCGAUUGUUGUUGAUUUGGCCAAUGGAGAGCGGGAAGUUAUCAGGAAAACCAAGAAACAAUUACCCGGUGUAAAUAAUGGCACGGAAUAUUCGAUGUCAAUUCAGCUAAAUUUGGAAAAGAAAAUGUUAAAAAUGAUUUAUGGUGAAGGAACGGUAGAUUCGUAUAACUUUACUGAUGACAUCAAAGUUGAAAAUCGUAUGAAGCUUGCUAUAACAACUGGAAGCAACG
This is a messenger RNA of Cercopithifilaria johnstoni, 502 nucleotides long. The record is from the annotation of a GenBank genome assembly. Lineage: Eukaryota; Metazoa; Nematoda; Chromadorea; Rhabditida; Onchocercidae.